AGUCGUAUAUAUAGAGCACACUUCACUUCAAUGAUCAUAAGUAUUUUUCCACUUUCAAUCGAAAAUGGUCUUGAAAAUAUUCGUACCAUUGUUGACGGUGUUUUUAACAACUCAACUGGUUGCAUCUGCAUACAUUCCAUUCUUGUAUCCUGAAAACAUCGGAGCGAAGACAACAAUAGUCAGUUCUGACAAUGAAGGAAAUUUGGUUCUGAAAAGCUUUAGCGGAAUCGAUUCCAAACUUCCACAUUACGACAGUCCGCAGGAAUACAUCGAGAAGCACAACGGCUCCACGAUCUAUAAGGUUUUUCAAGAUGACACUCCUGCAGCAAGAACUGACUAUCUCGAAAUUCCUGGAAAUUUUACUCUUCGAGCUGACAAAUUGGCAGGAAGAGCAACAGCGACUGGUCCAGCCGUCAUCGAGGUUGUAAUUGUGGUAGACAAAGCAUUCGGCGAUGUGUUCCAACAAAAUUAUCAACGAGUUGUGGACUACCUAACCAUUUACUUCUGGGACGUCAACAUUAGAUACAAAACGCUAUGGAGCGUUGACCUAUCCUUUCGAGUCAAUGGUCUACUUAUAAUGGCUUCGACAGGUGCUCAGCCAUUCAUUGAGAACGCUAAAGCAAGCGACGGACGAACCGAACAUGGUAGAACUUUGAAUUUAUUUAAAAAUUGGAUAUAUCAACAGAGGUCUUGGUUGGUACGCCAUGAUAUGGCUGUUCUGAUCACAAACGCUAAUACCGAAUGGGGUGGUGGUCUGGCUUGGGGAGGAGGAGCAUGCUCAGUAGAUACAAACAGUGGAACAGAUUGGGGAACAGUUGUUUGGAAUGAUAACGGUGGUUUUGGUAGUGUUACAGUGGGUGCACAUGAGAUGGCACAUAAUGUUGGAGCUCCUCAUGACGAUGAUCCAAAUGCUAAUUGUCCAGGGCCGUAUGGUUUUAUUAUGAGUGGCGGUAAUGAUGACCGACGAUACUUUUUCCAAAGAUGCAGUGACGCUGCCAUCAGUUCGUUCGUCAAUUCGGAUAAAGGAGCAUGUCUGCGCCGCUUCGACGGCUAUGAGACUACUCCAAUGGACAGAUCGUUUUCGUCGCCGAAAGCAGGAACCAUGCAAGACAUGUGUAGAACAGCUCUGAACAAUCCGAACGCCUGGAUCGAUACGGCCGACACAUUCAAUUGUAAAAAUAUGGUCUGUAGACGUCGUGACGAUUCGAAUCCGAAUGUAGUGUGGAUGCAUUCGGUUAGCCCGAUCGAUAACAUUCAAUGUGGCAAUGGUGGUCGAUGCUUCCGCGGAAAAUGUCGACCGGACAGCAAAUUGUUGCGGAACGAGGGCAGUGGCUUCUGCUUGAACUCAAACAGUCGAUUCGGUUUUACUGUGCAAGCUCAAAUGUUUGCGUGCCCGUCAGCAAAAGACCGAACACCACUCGAUACACUGGAAAUUGUAAAUGUUCCCAACGGAAAAUUGCUGGCUUCACCAUUUCUGAAUGAUGAGAACAAAGAGUCGGGUGAUAGGUGCUUCUACACAGGUUCGGCCGAUGGUGGCGCUUUGUGGACGGACAGAUGCAGCACAGACAAUCCGUGGCAUGUUUGGGAAUUUAGAACGAUUAAUGGCAAUCAAAAUCGCUUCCAGUUGGUGCACAAGCAGACUGGUAGAUGCGUAAGGCCGGUAUCGAACGCUAGCAACUCUAAUUUGCAAUCUCUGUCGAGCUGUUCUACUGACAGUUUCAUGGUUUGGAGUUGGGUGGAUGGAGUAUAAAAUUGAUAUGCGUGUACUAACGUGUAAACUGAACUUUGGUCAUUCAAACACUGCAUUGAUAAAUAAUAAAAUUUAAAUUCAGCAUAACAA
Bradysia coprophila is the source of this 1840-nucleotide messenger RNA. Its product is annotated as venom metalloproteinase Antarease-like. Lineage: Eukaryota; Metazoa; Arthropoda; Insecta; Diptera; Sciaridae. The record is from RefSeq and is a predicted model, not a curated record. Gene Ontology annotation, biological process: membrane protein ectodomain proteolysis. Gene Ontology annotation, molecular function: metalloendopeptidase activity.